AAAUCAAAGACAGGAAGUGGGAACGAAGAUAACCCCUUCGAGAUCAAAACCCCUUAGAGCCUACAGUACAAUGUCUUCUCCAUUGAAGUGCCUGGUCCAUGAUGAUGACCGAUACCAAAAAUCAUUUGAGCUGUUUUUGGAGCGUUCCUCUGAACAUCAAGCCAUGAGAGACUUCAUCCACAACACACUGCCCGACAUACUGGCCAGUGUUGGCAAUGGGAAGUCACAGCUAAAUGUCAUUGGUGUUGGGAGUGGGGCAGGUAAGAUUGACCUGGAGAUGAUCUCUCAGCUGCGUCUGAAGCACCCAGGGGUGCUGGUGGAUAACGAGGUAGUGGAGCCCAGCAGCCAGCAGCUCCAUAACUACAGAGUGAUGGUCGGCCAGAAGCCGGAUUUAGACUAUAUCAAGUUUACCUGGAACAAGAUGACAGCCUCUGAGUUUGAGGAACAGAGGAGACAGAAAAAUGUCACCAAGAAGGCUGACUUCAUCCACAUGAUUCAGAUGCUGUACUAUGUCCAAGAUCCUGGAGCCACCAUCAGCUUCUUUCAAAGCCUCCUCGACAAGAAUGGAAAGCUCUUGAUUCUUUUAGUGUCAGGUGACAGUGGCUGGGGGAAGCUAUGGGAAACCUUCCGCAGUCAACUGUGCAACACUGAGAUCAGUCAAUGUGUGACCACUGCAGACAUCAAGAGCCUGCUGGACAUGCGCAGAGUCCCCUAUAAGAGCUACGAGCUGCAGUCUCACAUGGACAUCACUGAAUGUUUCACUGAAGGAGACGAGACUGGAGAGCUGAUGUUGGACUUUCUGACUGAGGUCCUGGACUUCAGUAAAACAGCCUCGCCUGAGCUCAGACAGGGGGUGAUGAGGCUGCUGCGAGACCCCCAGUGCAGUGUAGAGAAAGAGGGGAAAGUACUGUUCAAUAAUAACCUUGGAGUCAUAGUUCUAGAUGCACUCAGUUAAAAAGGCCUUAGUGAAGGCUUUGUGGCACUAAAU
This is a messenger RNA of Periophthalmus magnuspinnatus, 988 nucleotides long. RefSeq names its product histamine N-methyltransferase-like. Lineage: Eukaryota; Metazoa; Chordata; Actinopteri; Gobiiformes; Gobiidae. The coding region runs from base 71 to 955 and encodes 294 amino acids. The record is from RefSeq and is a predicted model, not a curated record. Gene Ontology annotation, molecular function: N-methyltransferase activity. The transcript is spliced from 7 exons.